UCAGGAUCCCCUCCCUCCGUGCCCAGUCCCGUCUUUUGUCUCUUGUCUCCUCCCCGCGCUGCCUCGGUUUCCCUCCUUGGAAGAAUCCGGAAGGAAGGAAGAGACAGAUCCUGCAAAGCGUGGAAGGAUGGAAGGGGGAAGAUGGACGGUUGACCUGGUCAGGUUGUCUCCUGCAUCCCUUCGCACAACCUCUGAGCGUUCCCUUCCAGGGACCUCAGAGAGAUCUGAACCCUGCAGCUUGUUGUGGCUUCUCAACUCCUCGGGAAGGAAGGAAGAGACAGAUCCUGCAAAGCGUGGAAGGAUGGAAGGGGGAAGAUGGACGGUUGACCUGGUCAGGUUGUCUCCUGCAUCCCUCCUCACAACCUCUGAGCAUUCCCUCCCAGGGACCUCAGAGAGAUCUGAUGGUGAUCAAUUGGAAGGGAAGAACAAGGGGGACCACAACAGUAUCCACAUUGUGGAGAAGUCAACUAAAUAUUCAGGGUGUGGAGAGAACAUCCAUCAGAGCUCCCAGUCCACCUCCCAUCAAAGAAAGAGCUUCAUUUGGAGGGAUAGCCUUACUUCACACGAAAGAACUCACAAUGGAGAGAAAUUGUAUCAGUGCUUGGAAUGUGGAAAGAGCUUCACUCGGAAGGAUAGUCUCACUUCCCAUCACAGAAUUCAUACAGGGGAGAAACCCUAUCCGUGCUUGGAAUGUGGAAAGAGAUUCAGUCAACGUUCCCAUCUAACUUCCCAUCGAAAAGUUCAUACGGGGGAGAAACCCUAUCAGUGCUUCGAAUGUGGAAAGAGCUUCCAGAAUGGGGCCGGGCUCAAUUUGCAUCAAAGAAUUCAUACAGGGGAGAAACCACAUCAGUGUUUGGAAUGUGGAAAAAGCUUCAGCCAGGCGAUCCAUCUCACUACCCAUCAAAGAAUUCAUACAGGGGAGAAACCCUAUCAGUGCUUAGAAUGCGGAAAAAGCUUCAGUCAAAGUUCCAAUCUAACUAGCCAUCAUAGAGUUCAUACACAAGAGAAAUCCUAUCAGUGCUUAGAAUGUGGAAAGAGCUUCAGUCUCAGACAGAGUCUCACUUCCCAUAACAGAAUUCAUACAGGGGAGAAACCUUUUCAAUGCCAUGAGUGUGGAAAGAGCUUUGGUCACCAUUCCUCUCUCAAUUUCCAUCGAAGAAUUCAUACAGGGGAGAAACCGUAUAAGUGCUUGGAAUGUGGAAAGAGCUUCCGGGAGAGGGCCAGGCUCACAUCCCAUCAAAGAAUUCAUACAAAGGAGAAACCUUAUCAGCGUUUGGAGUGUGAGAAUAGCUUCAGGCACAGGCAGGGUCUCACUUUGCAUCAACCAAAUCAUACCAGGGAAAAACCCCAUAAAUGCUUGAAAUGUGGAAAGAGCUUCAGUCGGAAGAACACUCUCACUAGACAUCAAAGAAUUCAUACAAGGGAGAAAUCAUAUCCAUGCCUGGAAUGUGGAAAGAGCUUCCAGGAGAGAGCCAGUCUUACUUUGCACCAAAAAGUUCAUAUAGGGGAGAAACCCUAUCAGUGCUUAGAAUGCGGAAAGAGCUUCAGGGAGAGGACCAACCUCACAUCCCAUCAAAGAGUCCAUACAGGGGAGAAACCCUAUCAGUGCUUAGAAUGUGGAAAGAGCUUCAGUCACAGACAGAGUCUCACUUCCCAUAACAGAAUUCAUACAGGGGAGAAACCCUAUCAGUGCUUAGAAUGCGGAAAGAGCUUCAGUCAAAGUUCCCAUCUAAGUAGUCAUCAUAGAGUUCAUACAGGGGAGAAACCCUAUCAGUGCUUAGAAUGUGGAAAGAGCUUCAGGGAGCGGACCAACCUCACAUCCCAUCAAAGAGUCCAUACAGGGGAGAAACCCUAUCAGUGCUUAGAAUGUGGAAAGAGCUUCAGUCACAGACAGAGUCUCACUUCCCAUAACAGAAUUCAUACAGGGGAGAAACCCUAUCAGUGCUUAGAAUGCGGAAAGAGCUUCAGUCAAAGUUCCCAUCUAAGUAGUCAUCAUAGAGUUCAUACAGGGGAGAAACCCUAUCAGUGCUUAGAAUGUGGAAAGAGCUUCAGGGAGCGGACCUACCUCACAUCCCAUCAAAGAGUCCAUACAGGGGAGAAACCCUAUCAGUGCUUGGAAUGUGGAAAGAGCUUCCGGGAGAGGACCAAGCUCACAUACCAUCAAAGAGUCCAUACAGGGGAGAAACCCUAUCAGUGCUUGGAAUGUGGAAAGAGCUUCCGGGAGAGGAUGCAGCUCACUUCCCAUCACAGAAUUCAUACAGGGGAGAAACCAUAUCCAUGCCUGGAAUGUGGAAAGAGCUUCCGUUACAGGCAGAGUCUUACUUCGCAUCGAAAAGUUCAUACGGGGGAGAAACCCUAUCAGUGCUUCGAAUGUGGAAAGAGCUUUCGUCUGAGUAGUAGUCUCACUUCCCAUCAAAGAAUUCAUACAGGGGAGAAACCACAUCAGUGUUUGGAAUGUGGAAAAAGCUUCAGCCGGGUGAUCCAUCUCACUUCCCAUCAAAGAAUUCAUACAGGGGAUAAACCCUUUCAAUGCCAUGAGUGUGGAAAGAGCUUUAGUCACCGUUCCACUCUCACUUCCCAUCAAAGAAUUCAUACAGGGGAUAAACCCUUUCAAUGCCAUGAGUGUGGAAAGAGCUUUCGUCAAUGUUCCACUCUCACUUUCCAUCAAAGAAUUCAUACAGGGGAGAAACCUUUUCAAUGCCAUAAGUGUGGAAAGAGCUUUCGUCACCGUUACACUCUCACUUUCCAUCAAAGAAUUCAUAAAGGGGAGAAACCAUAGCAGUGUUUGGAAUGUGGAAAGCGCUUCCGGGAGCGAGCCAAGCUCACUUCCCAUCAAAGAAUUCAUACAGGGGAGAAACCCUUUCAAUGCCAUGAGUGUGGAAAGAGCUUUCGUCAUAGUUCCAAUCUCAUGACCCAUCAAAGAAUUCAUAAAGGGGAGAAACCAUAUAAGUGUUUGGAAUGUGGAAAGAGCUUCUGGGAGGGGGCCAAGCUCACUUCCCAUCAAAGAAUUCACACAGGGGAGAAACCCUUUCAAUGCCAUGAGUGUGGAAAGAGCUUUGGUCACAGUUCCUAUCUCAUGACCCAUCAAAGAACUCAUACAGGUCAGAAACCCUAUCAGUGCUUGGAAUGUGGAAAGAGCUUCAAUCGGAAAAAUAUUCUCACUUCCCAUCAAAGAAUUCAUACAGAGGGAAAACCAAAAGAGAAC
Podarcis raffonei (Aeolian wall lizard) is the source of this 3205-nucleotide messenger RNA. RefSeq names its product zinc finger protein 850-like. The coding region runs from base 128 to 2779 and encodes 883 amino acids. Gene Ontology annotation, cellular component: nucleus. The transcript is spliced from 4 exons. The record is from RefSeq and is a predicted model, not a curated record. NCBI's taxonomy places the organism in Eukaryota, Metazoa, Chordata, Lepidosauria, Squamata, Lacertidae. Gene Ontology annotation, molecular function: RNA polymerase II transcription regulatory region sequence-specific DNA binding; DNA-binding transcription factor activity, RNA polymerase II-specific. Gene Ontology annotation, biological process: regulation of transcription by RNA polymerase II.